Molecule: messenger RNA, 3154 nt
Organism: Hemibagrus wyckioides
Lineage: Eukaryota; Metazoa; Chordata; Actinopteri; Siluriformes; Bagridae
Gene: sypl2a
Product: synaptophysin-like 2a
Exons: 6
Coding region: 165-866 (233 amino acids)
Cellular component (GO): synaptic vesicle; synaptic vesicle membrane
Source: RefSeq, a predicted model, not a curated record
CCGACGCACUAAAUCUCUCUCUCUUUCCCCCUCUCUCUCUCUCUCUUCUUCUUCUCCUCCUCGGAUUGUCAGCAUUUUUGCUUCAUUUUAUCCACCACAAGUAACAUCUUCCGUGCUUUGGGUUUAACACAGAGCCAGUUCUGUCAGCCGAUCACUUUUAAACCAUGGAGUUUCUUCAGAAACUGCUGUCUGGUUUCAGACUUGAUCUGGGACCCUUAAAAGAGCCACUGGGAUUUAUUCGCCUUCUGGAGUGGCUCUUCACCAUCUUCGCCUUUGCCACUACUGGGGGAUACGUGGGGUCCCUGACCAUGACGCUCAACUGUUCAGAAAAAUCUGAAGACAUUACAGCAAAUUUUGGCUAUCCGUUCAGACUUCAGAGUCAACCAUUUACCAUCCCGAGCUGCAACGCCAGCCAAACAGGCAACGUCACUUUCCUGAGGGGUGACUACUCGUCUUCCGCCGAGUUCUAUGUGUCUGUGGGCGUCUUUGGAUUCCUGUACUGCACCUUCACCCUCAUUCUGUACCUGGGCUACCAGCACAUCUACAGGGAAACCACCCGGGGACCCAUUGUUGAUCUGGUUCUGACUGCCGCCUUUGCGUUCCUGUGGCUGGUGUCGUCCUCUGCGUGGGGAAAAGGACUGACCGAUGUGAAAUAUGCCACCAACCCCGAUACGCUGCUGGAUUACUGCAAUCCAAAGUGUGUGACCAAGCUCGCCCCCGCCAUGGGACGCCUUAAUUCCUCUGUGGUCUUCGGCUUCCUCAACCUCAUCCUGUGGGCAGGAAACUGCUGGUUCAUUUAUAAGGAGACUCCGUUCCACAAGCCUGCUCAGCCUUCCUCCAACAUCGAGCAGGGAGGCAGCUCCUAAUUGGAUAACUCGGACUCCACCCACUCCAUUCAGGCCAAUCAGAAAUUAGAGUAAGCUACAGCGGGUUCAGGCAGACUCGUCCUAAAGUAAAGUUUGAUACCGGUGCUCCGGGCCGGCUGCUGCUUUCCCCGGGGCAGAACACUCACUCGGGGUUUCAGCACAAAGCGUCUGUCUCGGUUGCGUUGCCCGGGGCAGGUCUUUCUUAUUAUCUCGAUCCCAUUAAUUGUUUUGCAUCAUUACUAAUCCUCUCUCAUUCACCGUGUAUACAGUUGAGUGCAAAAAAUAUAUAUAUUAUUUUUGUCUACCAGCAGCGCAGACACGUUCCUUCAUCCCACAAAUGAUGCAUUAUUAGUGAAAAAGCUAAAGUAGUUAAAAACUUUGCAUUCUUCUUUCUGAUUGUGAUUUAAAUAUAGACGUUCUUUAAUAACUUUAUCUUUAGUGUUCAUACUUUAGCUUUAACUAAUCUUUAAUAAAGUCUAAGGAGCCUGUUUGUUCCUGUUCAGUUAUCAUGAGAUGCCCAUAUUCAGCCACAACACUAUAUCAUCCACACGUGUUUCUCAUUGAGUCUAGUGUGGUCAGUGUAAUUAGUGCCAUUUUCCACUUUUCUUGAUGCACAUUUAAAAAACAUAGACUUAACCUUUUUUUUGUUUCUUUGUCUUUCGACACCUGCUAGGAUUUUCUUGCCUCUGCAUCUCUUGCGAUCUGGGUCAGAUCCGUCAGAGAAUCUUUGCUCCUUUUUCCUUUAUAAAUUCUCUUUAGUUCUGAAGAUUAAGUCUCAAGGUUCGUCACAAAACUAGUUCUUUGGUCUGUUUCACGUUGUGUCGACCUUCUAGUUUCAAAAAUGAUGAUGGGGGAGGUGCAGACUUUUGCACUCAACUGUAUUGCACUUACAGUAUACACACACACACACACACACACACACACUUAUAAGCCACUGAUGAACGUUUCUUGUUGUGUUUCUUAUAUAAACCUGUUUGGGUUUUUUUUUUUGUUUCACAUUUGACAAAAUCUGCUCUCUCUUUCCUCUUUGUACCAAUUGUGAGCUUUACCAUUUAGAAACCCCGCCCACUUAACAACACAUGCCUUCCACACACACACCAGUGCACUCAGAUGUUACACACUUAUUGUAUUUAUAGUGUAUGAUUUAAAGAUGUCUACAUCUACACAAAGUGCCUCAUCUGAACGAUCCUCUGUCUCUCUGGGUCGUUUAAUAACAGCGUGAGGUUACGAUACAGAGACGAGUCCUCCAGCUCCUCCUACACUUUCCCAGUGCGUUGGGAUAAAUGACUUGACCUCCAGCCACAUGAUUGUUUCGAAGGAAAGAAAAAAAUCGGAACUAUUAAACACUAAUUUCCUUCUUUUUUAGUUUCCUAAAUACUAGUUCCUGUUUAUUGAAAUCAGAAACAUGCGUGUACAUUUUCCUAAAUAAUUGCCAGCGUCUGUGUUUUAUAUACGAUCGCAUAAGUACGUCUGUAAGGCUCUGGAAUGGAGAAACGUUCACUUACAUUAAUCUCUCUGUUACUUGAGAGCAGGCUGGUGCUGAUAUCUGUAAUCGGCUCAUAACGAUAACAGCCUCCGUUCUUUUUGUCUUCAGUUUUUCUUCAGUGAACUGUUCAGGGUUCUCUCUGAAAAAGGACACACAAACAUUCGCAUCUGAGAUAAGAAUGGUGGAAAUGUUGCAGGUUUAUCGGCACGUGUCUGCUUAAGAAUAAUUAUUAAGAUCAUUUACAGUCUCUUCAGUUUGGGUUUUUUUGUUUAUUUUUCCUAUAUAUUAUUUUUUUUACUAUAUAUAUCGAUGAUUCGGCUUCUUCCUGUGCUUGUGCGAUAUGAAAGCCUUAAAAAUACCAUGCCUUCAUCUCUAAUCAUAGCUUUUUUUUUUUUAACAACACAAUGUUUCACGUGAAUAUAUAUAUAUAUAUAUAUAUAUAUAUAUAUAUAUAUAUAUAUAUAUAUAUAUAUAUAUAUAUAUAUAUAUAUAUAAUUUCAAACUGACUGGUUUGUUCAUAAGUUUAAGGUAAUGACGGACAGCAGUGGAGACAGAGGUCAGUUCUGUCUCAGCAGUACUUAAGGGCGUGCCUGUUUUCAGAUAGCUUCAGCUCUCGGAUGUUUCCAUACCUCCUUGAAAGUCCUUGAAGUUAAAUGUCUUGUUCAGUGAAAUACAUUUGUUCUUACACUGUAAUUUGUAUCAGAAAAAAAAAUACACAUCAAUUGAAUUUGCAUUUUGCAGGGUGUUUUUUUUUUUUGUUUGCAUUUUCUGUGUUGUAAAGUAUUAAAUGAAGAGAGCUUCA